GACGAAUUCAUUCUAAUAGAAACAAAUUGAACACAUCAUCUCAAUUAUUUGAGUGAAAUAUAAGCUGUUUCCCAUCACAAUAUUUUGAUAUUUCUAUUCAACUAAAAAAUCAAAUACUAUCUAAAACUAUCAACUAUAGUUUAAAAUAAAAGCUUAUUUAAGUUCAUAUAUUAAUAGAAACACCCAAUCAAUGGAAUGGCAUUAGAAUAAGCACUAUGUGACAAACCUUAUUCCCACGUUCCCUUUUUUUGACUCUUUCCUUGUUUUUGUUUUCUCAUUUCCCCUUCUUUAAAGCCCGUCAAAAGGCAUCUUCCCACGGGCAAGGUGAGAGAGAUGUCUUCUCCCUAUGAGGUUGAAGAGUGUCGUGGGGUUCUUCGAGUUUACAGUGACGGCUCCAUAGUCCGCUCCUCUCAGCCAAGCUUCGCCGUCCCUGUACACGAUGAUGGCUCUGUCCUGUGGAAGGACGUCCUUUUUGACCCACAGCACGACCUUCAGCUCCGGCUCUACAAGCCGGCUUCCCCUUCCGCCAAGCUUCCCAUAUUCUACUACAUACAUGGAGGCGGCUUCUGCAUUGGGUCCCGCACAUGGCCCAACUGCCAAAACUACUGUUUCCGCCUUGCGUCUGAGCUUCAAGCGGUUGUUAUCUCACCUGACUAUCGACUCGCUCCUGAGAAUCGGCUACCGGCUGCCAUCGAGGAUGGGUACAAGGCUGUGAAGUGGCUCCAAGCUCAAGCUUUGGCUGAGAACCCUGAUACCUGGUUAACCGAGGUAGCCGAUUUUGGGCGAGUUUUCAUUUCUGGAGACUCGGCAGGAGGUAACAUCGCCCAUCACUUGGCGGUUCAGCUGGGAUCGUUGGAGUUGGUGCCGGUUGGGGUGAGAGGUUAUGUGUUGUUGGCCCCAUUUUUUGGUGGGACAGUGAGGACCAAGUCGGAGGCUGAGGGACCUAAAGACGCCUUUCUGAAUCUGGAGCUGAUUGACAGGUUCUGGAGGUUAUCUAUACCUACUGGUGAUACCACUGACAAUCCAUUGGUGAACCCGUUUGGGCCUCUUAGCCCCAGUCUUGAACCAGUGGAUCUCCUCCCCAUUCUAGUGGUUGCUGGGGGAAGCGAUCUUUUGAAAGACCGGGCUGAGGAUUAUGCAAAGAGGCUCAAACAGUGGGAAAAGAAGGUCGAGUACGUUGAAUUUGAAGGGCAACAGCACGGAUUCUUCACUAUUUUUCCUACCUCGGAGGCUGCAAAUAAGUUGAUGUUGAUCAUUAAACGAUUCGUAAUUGAAAAUUCUAAUUAAUGUGGCACUACGUGAUGUGUAGUGAUUGUAAGUCCUACUUCAAAUAAAAUUAAUAUAUAUCUGAAUGUUAUUUAA
Molecule: messenger RNA, 1362 nt
Organism: Vitis vinifera (wine grape)
Lineage: Eukaryota; Viridiplantae; Streptophyta; Magnoliopsida; Vitales; Vitaceae
Product: probable carboxylesterase 15
Exons: 2
Coding region: 334-1287 (317 amino acids)
Molecular function (GO): hydrolase activity
Source: RefSeq, a predicted model, not a curated record